AUGAGAAGUGGGGAUAAAACUCCAUAGGAAUGACGAAGGAGCUUCUCUUCUUCUUCUUCUUCUUCCUCUAGAUCGCGCUCUUGGGCGCGAUAAUAUUUUAGGUUUCUUUGAGGCGAGCGCGCGGCGCUGGGCGGGGCGCGCUGGCUAUGGCGGAAGAUUUCUUCUUCUCCGCCUUCGUCGUGCUGUGUGUGUGCAUGUAUAGGGCGGCGGCGCCGGAAUAGGAAAGGGGGCUUAAAAGCAGGGGCGGACGAGCUCUAAAAAGCGCUAGAAGCUCGAAGUGGAAGCCGGAAGUGGAAGCCCGGACGUGGGAGCCGCGACGCAGUAAGCAUUGCCUCGCCAAGGAUCUCCCUCCCUAUCUCUCUUUCCCACCCGCGGCGCCGAGAUUUCUUCUUUCCAAUGGGCCGCGGGAAAAUCGAGAUCAAGCGGAUAGAGAAUGCCACGAAUCGGCAGGUUACCUUCUCCAAGCGCCGCGGUGGCCUGCUCAAGAAGGCGCACGAGCUGUCGGUGCUGUGCGAUGCCCAGAUUGCGCUCAUCAUCUUCUCCAGCACCGGCAAGCUCUUUGAGUACUCCUCCAGCAGCACCAGGAAUGGUCUUUGCUGCGGGAAAAUCUGGAUAAGCAUGAAGGAGAUACUGGAUCGCUAUGGGAGGUACCCCGAGGGAAACCAUAACACCAGUAUCGUCGAUCACGAUAAUGAGCGCUGGGGUCGAGAGCUCAUUCGUCUCAAGCAACAAAUAGAACAGCUGCAGCAGACUCACCGCCACAUGGUUGGCGAGGAUCUCAUACACUUAGGCAUCAAGGAUCUACAGCAGCUAGAGCACCGACUGCUGAGUGGACUUGAACGUAUCCGCGCUAGAAAGGAUCAGCUCAUUGCCGAACAGCUCGACGAGCUCCGUAGGAAGGAGCUUCAUCUGCAGAGAGAAAAUGACCAUCUGAGGCGGAAGCUCAAUGGCAUCCACAGCGUAAUUGAUAGUGGUGGAAAGCCGUUGGCUACCCUCAACGUGGUAGCAACUCCACUGGAGACAAGGGAACCUCCGUCUGUAACUUUGCCAUUCUCGAUUCAUGGCCAGUUAGCUCCAUUGCCAGCGUUUGUGGAACACCACCCACAGAUGCUGCAGACAUCACUGCACUUGGGGAUGUAUGAACCGUUCCCACCCACGGCUAGAAGGUCUUCGAACAGCUCAAGCGAUGAAGGCCACAGCCAUCGCUCGACUUGAACGACUUAGAGAUUUUUCGGGCUCGCAGGGGUGGUGGAAUGAUCUGGGAAUUGGAAAGCCGUGAAAUUGAUUCGAGAAUUGGAGAAGUGACAACUACUUACUUAGCACCGGGGCUCAAAGUUUUUUCGUUCCGGUGAUUGUUCUAGAGGCCAGCAACAGUGACCAAGUCGAGAUGGAAAUUUUCGAGACGACGCUCUCGACUGGAAAAGAGGCUGCCGGUUUGUAUUAUCUAUAUAUCUACUUUACGUUAAUUUAAAAGGCAUUAUGCCAACGGUUAGGAUCGUGCCACUUGUCGCACAUCCGACCGGUCA
This is a messenger RNA of Selaginella moellendorffii, 1526 nucleotides long. Its product is annotated as MADS-box transcription factor 23. Gene Ontology annotation, cellular component: nucleus. The record is from RefSeq and is a predicted model, not a curated record. Lineage: Eukaryota; Viridiplantae; Streptophyta; Lycopodiopsida; Selaginellales; Selaginellaceae. Bases 397 to 1215 code for a protein of 272 amino acids. Gene Ontology annotation, molecular function: RNA polymerase II cis-regulatory region sequence-specific DNA binding; protein dimerization activity; DNA-binding transcription factor activity, RNA polymerase II-specific. Gene Ontology annotation, biological process: positive regulation of transcription by RNA polymerase II. The transcript has 10 exons.